ACAAGGUCUCCCUGUUGCUGUUCUACCGCAAAUUUUUAGCAUUUAUGGCACAAAUAUAUAUAUAUACUGAUAUUAGUAUUUUUCCACAUCAUAUUCAAAUCAUCUAGAAGGGACUUUGUUGAGCUUCACAAUACAUUUGAGAUACUUUUAGAUUAUUUGGACUGUGCCAUGACUUGCAUGGGAUUUGUGCCACAAAUGUUAAAAACAAAGCAAGACAACUCGUAAACUUCAAACCUCAAGAGUUCAAAUUUGUGUACGUUUUUUGUGUAGAGCUUCCUAUUGGUUGAUUUUAAUACUUUCCAAGUGGGAAACUAUGACCUCAUCUUUCUACGAAUUUCCAAGUUGGACAUUUCAGAGUUUCCUAGAAAACGCAGCGUUGCAGUGUAAGGAAACCAACGUGUAGUUUUGUAAUUUGGGUGAACUAUCCCUUUAAGUACAGUGAUGUUGAAUGAGAGGGAUACUGUGGGGAACAUGUAUGUAGUACCACCGAUUAACGUAAGGUGGCGCCAUGGUCUAAUAUAAAAGUAUAUAUUCGAGUUUACAGUUGGUAUUGAAAACAUCAUCAGCCUUGGCUUGAACACCGCAAACUCAAAUAACGGCAAGAGCGUGACAACACCAGCACUUUGUGGAAGCGUUUUUACACAAUUCUCUGCCAUGCAGCUUGAUACUUAAUGAAAGACUGUGCGCAUAGACUGCUCCAGUUGCCUUUUCUUGUUAGUUUUCCCUCUCGGUUUCCAAGACACAGCAUUGUACUUGUUUGACAGCGCAUCCUUGACCAGUUUGGAAUCGAACCCAGGGUUGAGAAAUGGAAAAGGAAAAUAAACACGGAUCAUCACAUCAGUACGGCUCUCUGGAAUGCACUAAAUGGAAUACAGACAAUUCCAAAACAGAAGAGGACAUCGUCUCCAUGGCAGACUCCACCAUCACCAUAGAUGACAUCGAGGGAGAGCUGUUCAAGAUUGACAGGAUUCGAGAUGUGCUGGUCAGAAGAGAGUCAGAACUCAGAUACAUGAUGGAUGACAUUCAGCUGUGUAAGGAAAUCACUCGCCUCAAGAAGGAGCUCCAGAAACUGGUGUCCAUACCAGACAAUGACAAGUCCAACGAGGACAGGCAGAAAGAGGAGGAUCUUCUCCAGCAGAUCCACAAGCUGGUGGAGACAAGAGAUUUCCUUGUUGACGAUGUGGAGUUUGAGAGGCUAAGGGAAAGGGAGGAGGACAAAGAAAUGGCUGAUUUCCUCCAGUCCAAGUUCCCCAGAAACUCCAAGAAGAAAGGUCAGAUUCCAGCCAGACGGCUAACGUCCAGGGCCCAGCAGACCUCGUCCCCCUUCACCAAGACAGGCCUGUCCCUGCUGAAGGAGUGCUGUGGCUUCACCUGCUCCAUCAUGUAGGCCGGGCCCUCAGGGGCUCUACCAUGGAGCCAAAAUAGAACCCUGUUGCAUCACAGUUUCAGCUUUCCAACCCGAGUAACACUUGAAGUACGGACAGACAACCAGCCAGUGGAGUAGGUUGGGUAUGUCGCCAGGAUGAGAUUAGUGGUGUUUUAUCUCCCAAUCUAUGCAUCCCGUCUGGGCUGUGUUUCUCUUUCACUCCUUUGUUUCUGUCUCUCUCCCUGUCCAACCCCCCCCUCUCUCUC
This is a messenger RNA of Oncorhynchus gorbuscha (pink salmon), 1632 nucleotides long. RefSeq names its product phosphoinositide-3-kinase, regulatory subunit 6a (gene pik3r6a). The coding region runs from base 806 to 1387 and encodes 193 amino acids. The record is from RefSeq and is a predicted model, not a curated record. The transcript is spliced from 6 exons. NCBI's taxonomy places the organism in Eukaryota, Metazoa, Chordata, Actinopteri, Salmoniformes, Salmonidae.